Molecule: messenger RNA, 1284 nt
Organism: Aspergillus nomiae NRRL 13137
Lineage: Eukaryota; Fungi; Ascomycota; Eurotiomycetes; Eurotiales; Aspergillaceae
Exons: 4
Coding region: 1-1284 (427 amino acids)
Source: RefSeq, a predicted model, not a curated record
AUGCUUGUCGGGGUAGCUUUCCUCUUCCUGGGAGCAGUCGCUGCCAACCCAGUCAUACCCAGGGAGGAUGGUAGUUCUACUCCUACUCCCACUCUAACUAUUUCAAGUAGUGUACCUGCAUCUAGCCCAUCCGAUGCAUGCGCCACCUCGUCAACAAGUAGCCAGUGGCUAAGCACAUGCAAUACCACUAUCUUCUGGCCGACAUCAACCAACUACUACUACGGCCCAACCACUGGUCCCGAGGCCUCGGCAGUCUCCUGCAACGCCGAAUGGGUCGAAUACGACGGACGCGCCAGUGGUUUGGAAUCUCUCGGCGCAACGUCCACGUCCACCAUCUACAGCACCUAUGUUACCAGCACGGGGGCCUGCAACACUCAGAUCUGGGGCGAAGGCUGGGACGACCCUCACGCGGGCCCAGUCACCACGCUGUGUGAUGGGAUUCCCCGUGCCCUUGGUCCUCGAGAGUACUCGACGACAUAUUGGCCCGGCACGGGGCCCUGCAGCUCCUUCAUCGCGACCGAAACCACCACGACCCUCGUCUAUCGAUCCCCCUCACCAACCCCAGCUGCUCGCUCAAUUCCCAAGACUGCAUCCCCAUCUGGCAAACUUACAGCAGCCUCCGCCAGGCCUACUCUGACUCCGAAGCUGCCCAUCCACCACGAGAAACUACACCGAGAAGGACCCCUGCACCAACUGUCAUUACCUGCCCGGCACCGCGACACUCUUCUACUGGCCCGUAACCACCACCAACGGCGACCUCUGUCUGCAGAACGGAAGCACCGUCCCAGCCACCCCGACGGGCGAAGGCCCAACACCGCGGUGGUCAAUGGCCACACCUUCGUCUCGCCCAGCAUCUACGUCUCCUUCACCAGCAUCUACGCCCGCAGCAACCAGCGCGCCCACCCCGGCGGCUCCUGCGGCGGCGAAUACGAAGACGUUAUCAUCUCCGUCGAUCCCACCGCCGUGUCCUCCUACCGCAGCCACAUCAACGCCAAAUACCCCACCAUCGGCACCGCGUACCCCUUCGAAUACGACGAGUUCCAGCCGCACACGGUCGGCAAUUAUACCAUGCCCCUGAUCCCCUGGGAGAAGUACCAGGCGCCUCGCAGUGUCCCUUCCGCGGCGGCAACAAGUGUGGUAUAUCCCUCCCGUCAGCAUGGUGCCUCUCGUCGGCGAUCUGGAGUCCCUGCCCACUGGCGUCGCCGAGGCCAGCGUCCCGACGCCUACGCCGGCGGUGCCGAGUCGGGGGUUGCUGCGCCUACGCCGGAGGCUACGGUGUGGUAG